Xiphophorus couchianus (Monterrey platyfish) is the source of this 2392-nucleotide messenger RNA. RefSeq names its product LIM homeobox 3 (gene lhx3). The record is from RefSeq and is a predicted model, not a curated record. The transcript has 6 exons. Bases 317 to 1519 code for a protein of 400 amino acids. Gene Ontology annotation, biological process: neuron differentiation; regulation of transcription by RNA polymerase II. Gene Ontology annotation, cellular component: nucleus. NCBI's taxonomy places the organism in Eukaryota, Metazoa, Chordata, Actinopteri, Cyprinodontiformes, Poeciliidae. Gene Ontology annotation, molecular function: DNA-binding transcription factor activity, RNA polymerase II-specific; RNA polymerase II transcription regulatory region sequence-specific DNA binding; zinc ion binding.
CCAACGAGUUACUUCAUGAAUAUUGAAAAAAAAUCUUGCUCUGGGUGACGAAAAGGAAAAAACAGGCCAUCUUUUUCUUAUUGUUUCUCCUUCCUUUUCCUUUUAAACUUUUUUUUUUUUUUCUUUUUUGCCCACAAGCGAAGAAACUUUACCCGAAUCUAAAGAGGAUACGCCGCAAAGAAAGUGUGAUUUUUAGAUCCCUCUCUCAGAUUUUCUGAAGUUUUUUAUUAUUAUUAUUAUUAUCUUUUUAAUUUUUUUAAUCACAGGGCGCGUCUUUUUUGAGACAUUUUCUUUUUCUUUUUACACUUCUUCAAAGAUGCUGCUUGAACACCCAGGGUCAAGCUGUCAAAAUUCUGGAAAUUUUUCCCGGUACAGUUCGGGUCAAGAAAUUCCCGUGUGCGCAGGCUGCAAUCAGCACAUCGUGGAUCGCUUCAUCCUCAAAGUGCUGGAUCGCCACUGGCACAGCAAGUGCCUGAAAUGCAGCGACUGUGAGGCGCAGCUGGCGGACAAGUGCUUCAGCAGGGGCGACAACGUCUACUGCAAAGACGAUUUCUUUAAGAGAUUUGGCACCAAAUGCGCGGCCUGUCAGCAGGGGAUCCCGCCCACCCAGGUGGUGAGGAGAGCGCAGGACUUCGUCUACCACCUGCACUGUUUUGCGUGCAUCGUGUGCAAGAGGCAGCUGGCCACGGGUGACGAGUACUACCUGAUGGAGGACAGCAGGCUGGUCUGCAAGGCCGACUAUGAGACCGCAAAGCAGAGAGAAGCAGACUCCACCGCAAAAAGGCCCCGGACGACCAUCACUGCUAAACAACUGGAGACGCUGAAGAAUGCCUACAACAACUCUCCAAAACCGGCCCGCCACGUCCGGGAGCAGCUAUCGUCAGAGACGGGCCUGGACAUGCGGGUUGUCCAGGUUUGGUUUCAGAACCGACGAGCGAAAGAAAAACGACUGAAGAAGGACGCCGGGCGGCAAAGGUGGGGCCAGUAUUUCCGCAACAUGAAGAGGUCACGAGGAAGUUCCAAGUCUGACAAUAACAGCAUUCAGGAGGAGGGCAUGGACAGCGAUGCCGAGGUGUCCUUCACAGAUGAACCGCCCAUGUCAGAGCUUGGCCACACCAACAGCAUUUACAGCAGCCUGAGCGAGUCCUCUCCAGCUGUAGGAGGACGCCAAACUGGCAACAACCACAGCUCCUUCCCACUGGACCACAGCACUCUUCCCUCCCAGGACCAGUUCCACGACAUCCGCUCCAGCAGCCCCUACGGCCUCCCCCAGUCACCAGGGUCCCUUCAUGCCCUGCCGAGACACCAGCCUCUCAUCACCAGCCUCGUUUACCCCGACUCAGGCCUUUCCAUCAUGACUCAGAGCGGCGGACCCGGCAUCAACCCCUCUGUGAGAGUCUCCAUGGGGGCAGCCAACGGCCCCAGCUCAGACCUCUCCACUGGCAGCAGCGGUGGGUACCCGGAUUUUCCUGCAAGUCCUGCGUCUUGGUUAGACGAAGUGGAUCACGGGCAGUUUUAAUUUUGACAGCGAGAAACUUGACUCUGUUGUCUUCUGCUGGCAUUCUUUUUGUGUUCUGUUGGACUGAAGAAAUGUGGGACUCACACAAAGGGGCGAUGUCUGUGUAAAGUAGCAGAACACUGGUCAUAUCUCACUUACAGCUGCCAGAUUAACUUAAUAUAUAAGAGAAAAUAAAAACAAAAAAACUCUCCUUCAUUUAAAACAUUAUAACAUAAAUUUUGAAAAUUACCAAUUUGUCACUAAAUCUAUUCUUUGUAAAUGCCACUCUGGAGUCUUUUAAAGCAAACAAGCUAGUGGAAGAGGAACUAAUAAGGUUAGAUGUUAGACAUAUAUUUUUUAUUUAUUUAUUUUUUUAAUUUUACUUUUUGCUCAAAUCCCAUCAUGCUUCUCUCAUUUAACUUGAUCACUUUUAGCGUGAAAAAUCCAGUUCAAUGCGUAGCAUCUUUAAAUGUCUGUUUGUUGCCAAAUGUCUAUACUUAAGUAUAUACAAAAGUAUACUUAAAUAUACACUUAACAUUUAUGAUCUAUAAAUGUGGAGACUUUAUUUUUAUACAAAUCUGACUCUUGGACAUAAAAGAAGGAGCUGGGCAUGAGGACUUUGUACAUUCUUGAAAAAUGUAGAUAUCAUGUUAAAAUGGUACCGAGGGGUCCGAUCAUUUCUAUGCAUUUGUGUGUUCUCAAAUGUGUCUCGUUUGCUUUGUUGUACCGGAAACCAUCUCAAAGAUGAACUGUAGAGAUUGGAAUUGGGGAUUGGGAUUGGAUGUAUAUGUUUGUUUAUGUGGAAAAUGUUUUAUGUAUUAUUUAUUCCCUACUGUAAUUAUGAUGAUUCAUAUAUAAAUAGCAGGACUUUAAUAAAUUUCACACCUUACAGAA